This is a messenger RNA of Ostreobium quekettii, 1548 nucleotides long. The record is from the annotation of a GenBank genome assembly. NCBI's taxonomy places the organism in Eukaryota, Viridiplantae, Chlorophyta, Ulvophyceae, Bryopsidales, Ostreobiaceae.
AUGGAGCGCAGCGGCGCGGCGAGGGCGGAGCGCCUGAGCGCGGAGCAGGAGGGCGCGCUGCUGGCGCUCGGCAACAGGCUAUGUUGUCCGAUCUGCGGGAGGCUGUUCAAAGAUCCAUCUGAGCUGAAAUGCAAGCACAAGUUCUGCAGCGAGUGCAUCGCGAAGUCCCUGAAGCAAAAGGCAUCGUGCCCUGUCUGCCAAGUCCCCUCUGGCAUCGACGACAUGGAAGUCGACCCGGGCAUGGACGGCAUCGUAUCCCUCUACAUCUCUCUCGAGCGCGCCUUUGGGGCAUGGCUGCUGUCUCCCGAGCGGCCACGCACACCAGCCAGCCAUGAUCACAGGACUGCCAAUGAGCAAGCUGACAUUGGAGGCACCAAACCUUCCCCUGAGAAGUCAACUGCAGCUCAACACAGUCCUCUGCAAUUGGCCCAGCAGCAUGCGCUGCCUCAAGAUUCUAAGAACGCAUCUCCCUGUGGUGAUGAUAUGGAUGGUGGCAAGACAGCAAUUGCAAGGCCAGCAAACAAACCCUGGACUUUAAGCAGCCAGGGGAACGACUCCUGCAUCCUGCCUUCAGUCGCCAACAGCGACACCCAUCUGGAACCAUUCUGCUGGCUGGCUGGAGGGUCGAACGAAGAGUACCCAAGCCAGGAAACGGGUGCGGCAUCCCAUCGUCAGCAGGAAACUAAAGCUGACAAACGGCUUGCAAAAGGAAUUCAGAAAGGGAGGAGGUCCAAGAGACUGAGUGGACAAGCACCAGCUGAUGAGGACUGCGAAAACAGCCUUCCAAGCGAGCUGGAAGGAAAAUCUUUUGUAAGAGGGACGAAACGAUCCAACCGCCGCAGCGGCAAGGACACAAGGGGAUUGGGCGAUGCCAAGACUGGCAAUCAGAUGACUAUGAUGGCAUUUGUAGGAAAAUCAGGUUGGCAAAAGAGCCAAGGUGCAGCGAUCCCGGAGCAGCUCAAGACAAUCGAAGAAAACUUGGGAAGCAGAACACGAUCUGUGAGCGCCAGGGUCCAGCUGGCAGAUGCAGCCGGCUGGACAUGCCCAGUGUGCACGAUGGACAACAGGCGGACGUCUGUGCGGUGCACAGCCUGUGAGGAGCCACGCCCAGUGGCAGAAGGAGGCGAAGCGCCCUUGUCUGCACCACCAAAGGUGGCAGAUGACCUGAAGACGCCCAGUCAUCGACGUGCAAUAAGGCGAAGCGCCAGGACACCCGGCUCCCAUCCACGCCCGGCAUCCUUACCAACCGGCGGCGCGGUCAGCCAAGCAACGCCCCAGGGUCCAUGUUGCUCCUUCUGCCACAUGGGGAGCGACGACAGCACGAGGGAGUUGAACCUGGGGGACCUGUUGGACAUACAGGGGUCGGACGGCCGGAGCAGGGCUAAGGUGCACCGCCAGUGCGCCCUGUGGGCUCCGCUGGUCUACGAGGAACCGUCUGCACCCAACGGCCUAGCAGAUGUGUCACCAGAGCUGUAUCGUGCACGGCAUCUUAAAUGCGCCAUUUGCCAUAAAACUGGCGCUGCCCUUGGCUGCCUGGUUGCCAGGUGA